Molecule: messenger RNA, 2200 nt
Organism: Dalotia coriaria
Lineage: Eukaryota; Metazoa; Arthropoda; Insecta; Coleoptera; Staphylinidae
Product: sialidase-like
Exons: 4
Coding region: 64-2043 (659 amino acids)
Source: RefSeq, a predicted model, not a curated record
CUGUCACAAGCACAGUCUUCUAACAGUCCUUGCAAAGGAGGUUCAGAAAUCUACUAAAUCAAAAUGAAAUUCUUUGUUGUCUUUGCUGCCGCUUUGGCUGUUGCCUCUGCUGGUCAUUUGCACGCCCCAUUGGCUUAUGCCGCCCAACACCUGCCAGUGAUUGGAGCUAACGGUGUCCCAGUUGACACCCCAGCUGUCCAACAUGCCACUGCUGCUCAUUUGGCCCAUAAGGCUGAAGCUCAUGCCCGCAACGGUGACUACGCUGUCUACGCUCACGCCGCCCCAGUUGUUGCUGCCGCCACUUAUGCCCAUGCUGCCCCAGUUGUUGCUGCCCAUACCUACUCUGCCGCUACCUACGCUCAUGCCGCUCCAGUUGUAGCUCACGCUGCCCCUGUUGUUGCUGCCGCUACCUAUGCUCAUGCUGCCCCAGUUGUUGCUGCUGCCCCAAUUGCUGUAGCUAAGGCUGUCCCAGCUGCCUACCCAACCACUCUUGGAGUCCCAGCCGUUACCUCCAACGGUGUCCCACUUGAAACCCCAGAAGUCGUUGCUGCCAAGUCUAACCACUUCGCCGCUCACGCCGAAGCCGUUGCCCGCAACAGCCCAAUCUACGCUGAAGCCGCCCCAGUCAUUGCUGCCACCUAUGCUGCUGCCCCAGUUGCCGCUUAUGCUGCCGCUCCAGUCGCCACCUACGCCGCUGCUGCCCCAGCUGUGAUCGCUAAGGCCGCUUACGCCGCUGCCCCAGUCGCCGCCUACGCUCAUGCUGCUCCAGUUGUUGCUGCCGCCACCUAUGCUCAUGCUGCUCCAGUCGCCGCCUACGCUGCUCCAUAUGCCGCUUAUGCUUCCCAUGCUGCCUACCCAACCACCCUUGGAGUUCCAGCCGUCACCGCCAACGGUGUCCCACUUGAAACCCCAGAGGUUGUUGCCGCCAAGGCCAACCACUUCGCCGCUCACGCCGAAGCUACCGCCCGCAACGCCUGGGUAGAGCACAGUCAAACAGUCCUAGCUCAUCUAGGAGGUUCACUCAGCAAUACACGUUUAAGCAUGAAAGUUCUGGUUACAUUGGCGUGUGCCCUGGCAGUGGCCAGUGCUGGAUGGGCACCAGCUGGUCCGGUCUUAGGCGGAUACAAAGGACCACAACACGUUCCAGUGAUUCAUGAUGGUGUUCCAGUUGAAACUCCGGAAGUUCAACAUGCCAAAGCAGCUCAUUUUUCGGCAUUAGCUGAGGCGGCAUCUCGUCCAGGAUAUCAGGCUCUUGAACCAUCACCACAUGAAGAGUACAGCGGAAAUCAACACGGUGGAGGUCAUGCUGGUUAUUCUUUCCAUUCCCAACAUAACCCAGCUCCAGUUCAUCAUGCCCCAGCUCCAGUUCACUACGCCCCAGCGCCAGUCCACCAUGCUCCGGCGCCAGUUCACCACGCUCCUGUAAACUAUGCGCCCAAGGCCCAUAUUCAUCCUGCCUAUGAAACCAGUAACGUUCUCCCAGCAAUUGCUCAUGACGGUAGCCCCUUGGACACACCUGAAGUUGAACAGGCCAAGCACCACCAUUUCGCUGAAUUCUCCAAGGCCCUUGCCGCUACCGCACCACAUCAACCAGAAGAACCCCAACAGCAUUACCACAGCCAACCAGCUCAUCACUACCGCCGUCGUCGUGGCCUUUACUCCGCACACAUCCCCGUCAUCAACCACCAUGGUGUCCCAGUUGAACCCGUCGAAGUCCAGCAUGCACGCGCUGCUCACCUCGCCGCUUACCACGCGCCAGCUCAUGGAUACUCUACCCACCAAGUACAUGCCCCAGUCUACGGCCAUCACUACGAGCACUGGAUCCCCAAGUACGACCAUCACGGCCGUCCUCUUGACACCGCCGAGGUUGAGCACGCCAAACAAGCGCAUUUCCACGCUUUCCACGAAGCCGCCGCUCGUAACUCUGUCCACGGUUACGCCGGUGGAUGGAGCCACGGUGUGCCCCAUGACACCCCCGAGGUCGCUCACGCCAAAGCAGCGCAUUUCGCUGCUCACGCCGCUGCCAAGGGCCACCAUUACUGAGUAUUAAUAUACAACCCAUUUUGUGAUCUACCAGAACUUUCAUUCUAGACUGUUAUGGCUCGGAGUUUUCGACACCAAGUGCCGAAUAGCCGAUGUCGAAAAGCUAUUAUUAUUAUAUACUUAUAUUUUUUCACUUUGUGUACGUAAACAUAAUAUG